UGUUGUUGGCGUUCCGUCGCUAAUGUACCAAGUGCCGAAAUGGCAGGUUAUCGAAUAGGAGAGAAAAAUCGUGCCAAAAUAGAAAAGAAUCCCCAACUUCGCUCUCUUAUCUGCCUUUAUUGUGAGUAUUUGUCGAAAGAUCCGACAGUUUUAACGUGUGGACACCGCUUUUGUCGAACUUGUGUGGAAAGCCUUCGUGUUUCGGGUUCCUUUGUAACUGUGGCAUGCCCUAUUGAUGGCCAUUAUGUAAAGUUGGAGGAGUGCCACCAAGAUAAGCUCGCAAUAACACAAAUAAACAAUCUUGUUAUGUCCUGUGAGAUAAAAACUUGCACUUGGCAUGGCAGGGUAUGGCAUUUGGAGGAUCAUAUGAAAGAUUUUCACAAUGGCCACGAAGAGGAAUGUGCAAAGAAUUUGCACCAGGAUGGGGAACUUAAAAGGCUAAGACAGGAGCAACAAGAGGCAGCAAGGAAGAUCAUGGGCAUGGAAGAAAUGCUUGGAAACCAAGAUGUGACAAUCCAUAACAUAAGGAGGCAACUUUCUGUAUUUUCGGAUGCUUUUGUGAACGUCCAAGGCCAUGGUCAGUUGGACAAUAAAGGAAAAUCAACAGGAAAUGUUGAGCUGAGGCAACAACUGAGCACUUUGCAGCAUAAAGUUCAAACUUUGGAAGAACAGCUAAGGGUACAAAAGGAUCAAUGUGGUAAAUACUAUGUUGAGUGUGUAGCUGAAAGUGGUCGCACUUGUGAGGAGCGUAACAUAGAGGUUGAAACUCUUCAGGGCUCUAUCAGUUGUUUGAAGAAACAGCUUGUUGAUGUACAAAAUAAGUAUGCUGCUUUGCAAACCAGCCAUGCUAACUUGCAACAUCGCCUUGAUGCUUUGCAAGCUCAGUUUACAUUUUCUUGAUGUUCACCAGGAGGCACUGAAAUGGUUUUAUUUACAGUUUGAUUGUGCCUCUUUGACAAGUUCUUCAGCUGAAGUAUGUCAUCUUAGUGUCACAAAGUGUCCUAUACUCUUUGUGGAGGGAAAUUUAUUGUGAGAUUACUCCCUGCAAGGCUGUUGCAGAUUUCAUUCUUGAUUCCUAUCAAAGGUGAUUAUGCCUGUGUUUUUACAGUAAUGUAUGGUGCUUGUUGUAACCCCUAGUCUUUGAAGUAGGUCCUUUGAGAUAGCCCUCAUUUAUUUUUGUGACUCUUGAGGGACAUAGUCGAAGUUUGUUUGUUAUGAAAAGCAAUGUUUCAUUUCUCUUUUUUUUAAUGAAUUAGUGCUACUUUCAGACAUUAGGAGCCUAUCCUGUCUAUUAUUAUCCAUUAUCUGCAUUACUUUGUAUCAAACACAGCUUUUAUCACACUGAAAUCUGCAAUUUUGCUGGUAACUGGUAUUCAUGUUUAAUUUUCAUCAAGAUCCAAACUUCAUUCCCAUGUUCCUGACAAGGAAAAAGCUGUUUGUUGUUAGUAGGGCCAGUUUACAAAAUUUGUGAUCUUUUCUUUUUAAUCGGUACCUUUAAGUUUGAAUUGGUAGUGCUAUUGUAUGGAGAAAUUGAUCGUUGGUAAUUCUGUAGGGAUUAGAGAGUAGAUGUGUUUUUAUACUAGGUCACACCAACUUCUUUAACCUGUUGGCUCAUGUUUUGGAAGGAAUUUAAUGAUAACACCGUGGGAAAUUUCAGAAAAAGGAAGGAGGAUACUUUUGGAUUAUGAACAAGUGAUUUUUCCAACUUCAUAGGUAGCAUAUUUCCUAAAAUAGGUGCCCACACUCCAUGAAGUGCCCCCCCCCCCUCCUCUCUCAAUUUCUUAAAUAGUAAAGAUACAAGGAAAAAUGAUUCUAUUGCCAAAAUUGACCAGAAUCAAGCUUUACCUACUGCAGUACAAGAGAAUAGUUAGAGAAUAUUCUUCUAUUGUCCAUGUGGUAACUCAAGAAUUAUCAUAUUGGUUAGCAGUAGAUGUGGUUGGAGCAUCAUAAAUUGUUGUUCCACUGUAGUGUAAUAGAGGGUUGGACCCCAUGAGUCUAUAUGACAGUACUUAUUACUAAUGACUUGAUGUAAAACAGUGCAAAAAUCAUUUUAAUACAACUCAAACACCCUUGAGUGUUUGAUGGCAAUUUCGAAUUUUAUCAGGAAGAGUUUUUUGUCACCUUAUUUUGAGGCUAUUUUCUUAGAGUCUCAUUUUAUAAGAGUCUCGUGAGACGAUGAAAAACUCGUAAAGCUUCUUAAGCUCUAAAUUGUAAUAUUUUUAAAGGGUUUUGUAAAGGUGGAAAUAACAUAGUAGUUUGUUAGACAAACGAUUUCAGGGUAACGAAGUUAGUAUAAAUUUGUAUGGUAUCACCAAUACCGGUUAUUCAUUGCCACCCUAGUUUUCUAGUAGUUUUGGUAUCAUAAACUAGAAUAACCUAUUGAAACAAAAAAAUUGUUACGUAUUAGAAAAG
Pocillopora verrucosa is the source of this 2412-nucleotide messenger RNA. RefSeq names its product TNF receptor-associated factor 5-like. Gene Ontology annotation, molecular function: metal ion binding. The record is from RefSeq and is a predicted model, not a curated record. Lineage: Eukaryota; Metazoa; Cnidaria; Anthozoa; Scleractinia; Pocilloporidae.